Cloeon dipterum is the source of this 1922-nucleotide messenger RNA. Its product is annotated as three-prime repair exonuclease 1-like. Gene Ontology annotation, cellular component: cytoplasm. Gene Ontology annotation, biological process: DNA catabolic process. NCBI's taxonomy places the organism in Eukaryota, Metazoa, Arthropoda, Insecta, Ephemeroptera, Baetidae. Gene Ontology annotation, molecular function: nucleic acid binding; 3'-5'-DNA exonuclease activity. The coding region runs from base 175 to 1161 and encodes 328 amino acids. The record is from RefSeq and is a predicted model, not a curated record. The transcript has 5 exons.
GUUCAGUUGGUACGACUGAUUGUUGUUUAUGUCAUAGACUAUCGCAAUCCUCUCUUCAUUGACUCUUUGUAAACAUUAUGUUGUUUGAUACAACGUAAUAUUGGGGUUUUAAAUUUUAAUUUAAAAGACUCCCUGUGUUUCUAUGUUUGUUCAAAGUGUCCGAAAUGCAUUGAAAUGCUCAGUAAGUGGAAAAUAUUACAACAAGCGAAACUUAAAUCAUCCCAUACUAAAUGCGGCUUUCAGUUUCGCUUCUUAACGUGCCAGCUAGGAGCAAUAAUGGACACAUCGCACAUUGAACAGCAAGGCGAGGGCGUGCGCACCCUCGCCUUCUUCGACCUGGAGACGACCGGCCUGCCGCACGAGCAGCCCAGGGUGCGUGUCACCGAGCUGUCCGUCGUCGCGGUCACGGUCGCCGACCUGAGAGCUGCGUCGCCGCGUUUGCCGCGCAUUCUGCACAAGCUUACUAUGUGCAUGAAUCCCUGUUCGCCUGUCCACCCAAUCGCCAGCCAGGUGUCUGGCCUGGACAACUUCAUGCUUGAAGGCCACCCGACUUUCAAGACUGCAACUUGUGAUACCCUGGAAUCCUUCCUCCAAAGGUUGCCGCCACCUGUCUGUCUGGUAGCGCAUAACGGCCACCGAUUCGACUUUCCGCUUUUGGCCAAAGAAUUUCUCUACGCUAAAAGGGAAAUUCCAAAUAACAUUUUGUGCGCUGACACUCUGCCCUGCUUUCGUGAAUUGCUAAGUCCAGAAAAAGUUGCCAAGCAAGUAAUUCCCAGGCGCCGGCUAAACUUUGGUGCAACCAAGCAAACAAGCUCCCAAAACUCUUAUGAAUUCGACUCGCCGGAACUGGAGGCCGAAAUGGUCGCCGUUGCAGAGGCAGUAGAGCGAGAGUACAUGCUCAAGUCCCAGCAAACCCCUGUAACGCCACCAGUGACCCCUACACAACUGGCGAGAAUCCAGGAAAGCACUCCUGAACGCAAAAAACCCAAAUCUUUUCGUCUGGGCGACCUGGUGCAGCAGUUAGCGCCCGAAUUCAGGGUGGACGCCCUUCACUCAGCCGAGGGAGACGUAAUGGCCCUGCUGCACUGCGCCUCUGCCCUUGUUGACCAGUUUGUUCCCUGGAUUAACAAACAUGCGAAAAUUUUUCCUGUGCAAAGUUAAUUUGUACCCCAAAAUUAUAUUUUUUCUGUAUUAUACAUAUUUUUAGUGUAUGCCAUGUGAAAUAUACAAUUUGAACUUUUUAAAACAUUUUUAAUUAAUUACAUUUUUUGCACAUGUAUAUCAUUAACUGAGAAUUAAAGAGCGCGAGGUGCUCAUUGAUGUUUUUCGUUUCUCAAUUACAUACUGAGAGAGUCAUUUACUUUUGCAAAAGACAAUAUUAUAUAAUUUUGCGAAACAUUUUAUAAAGUAAGCUAAUUCCGAGAAGAAGUAUUCAGUGCAUAAUAAAUAGAGGUCUCAGCCAGCAGCGUAUAUGUUUUAUAUUCAAUUCAAUUAGAUCAUUUUAUAAUUAAUUUAAUUAAUAGAUAUUAUGUCUGUUGUACACCUUUUGGUGUUUAAUAAAUAUUUCAUUCAUAAUUAAUUUAAUAUUUCAUUAAAAAGUUUUGAACACGACAAUAUGAUAAAAGUGAUAUUAAGUAGGAUUAGUGGGGGGAGUACAAAAUUGUGAUACCCUUGAACGGAAAAAAUACCAUCUGUGAGAAAAUCUGGCAGGAUUCUUGAUUGAUUUUGAUAAUUAUUAACAAAAACAGAACACCGCAAAAGGGCGAAGCCCUCAAGCAUUCGGAAUAUUUAGUUAACAUUUUCCGCUUUUUAUGUCACAUGAAAUAAUUUAAAUGUUUGAUUUAAUGGUUUACCUCGGUUGGCCCAUUUGUUCCUGAGGAAUGUUAUUGUGUGAUGGAGAUAAAUUAUAAUAUUAUUAAUAA